ACAGAAAGAAAUCGCUUGAAGGGAGCAGUAUAAAUUGGAAGACUCGCCACUGGAAUCUGUACGCUAAGCUCUUCAAAGGAGCAUAACAUUUUUGCUGAAAAUGGGAAUGGCACUUCGCCAUCUUCAACUGUUCCUCUUGCUUUUCUCAAUAAUGGAGCACAGGCCCAUCUUUGCUGCCAAAAAGAAGUCGUACGUGGUCUACUUGGGAGCGCACUCGCACCCUUCGGAAGAAGCCUUGUUGCCGUCAGCUGAUGAGCUGUACAGCCGAGUGACGGAGUCCCACUGUGAUUUCCUUGGGUCCUUCUUGGGAAGCCGGGAAGAAGCCAGAGAUGCCAUGUUCUACUCGUACACGAGGCACAUCAACGGCUUUGCUGCAACGAUUGAAGAUGAUGUGGCAGCAGAAAUCGCCAAGCACCCGAGCGUGGUGUCCGUGUUCGUGAACCAGGGGAAGAGACUGCACACGACCCGAUCAUGGGAGUUCUUAGGGCUCGAGCACAACGGCCUGGUCCAUUCUGAUUCGAUCUGGAAGAAGGCUACGUUUGGUGAAGGCAUUAUCAUAGGAAACCUUGAUACUGGGGUAUGGCCCGAGUCGAACAGCUUUAGCGACGUCGGAUAUGGACCAAUUCCUUCGAAGUGGAGAGGAAUCUGCCAAAACGACAAGGAUCCUGCGUUUCAUUGCAACAGGAAGCUGAUCGGAGCUCGGUACUUCAACAAAGGCUACGCUGCCGCGGUGGGCCCACUCAAUGCCACCUUCGACUCUCCCCGUGAUAAUGAGGGCCACGGCUCCCACACCCUCUCCACUGCCGGUGGCAACUUCGUCCCUGGCGCAAGUGUCUUCGGUUACAGCAAGGGAACGGCCAAGGGCGGAUCCCCGAGAGCCAGGGUCGCAGCCUACAAGGUCUGCUGGCCUCCAGCCAAUGGCAAUGAGUGCUUUGAUGCUGACGUCCUUGCUGGAUUUGAUGCCGCGAUCCAUGACGGGGUCAACCUGCUGUCAGUCUCCCUUGGAGGCGGCGCUGCUCCCUACUUCAAUGAUGGCAUCGCCAUCGGCUCAUUCCAUGCUGUUAAGCAUGGGAUCGUGGUAGUCUGCUCUGCUGGAAACUCUGGGCCGUUGGAUGGCACGGUCUCAAACCUCUCACCGUGGCUAAUCACAGUUGCAGCCAGUACCAUGGAUCGGGAUUUCUCCAAUUAUGUCAUCACCGGCGACGGAAAACGGAUCAAGGGUGAGAGCUUGUCUGAGAAGUCAUUGCCCGCCAAGUUUUACCAGCUAAUCAAUGCAGCCAAUGUCAAAGCACGCAAUGCAUCAGCCGAGCAAGCGAUUCUGUGCAAGGCUGGAACGCUUGAUCCCGUCAAGGUGAAGGGAAAGAUAUUGCUCUGCCUCCGAGGAGACAAUCCAAGAGUCGACAAAGGCGAGCAAGCCCUCUUGGCAGGGGCCGUGGGGAUGAUUCUCUCCAACAACAAUGCCUCUGGGAAUGAAAUAAUUCCUGAUCCCCACUUGCUUCCUGCUACACAUAUCAAGUACAGCGAUGGCGUCACUGUCUUCAACUAUGUCAAUUCUUCUAGGUCUCCCAUGGCCAUGAUCACGCAAGUGACAACACAAUUUGGCGUCAAGCCAUCUCCCGUCAUGGCUGCUUUCUCAUCGAAAGGACCCAACACUAUCACACCGGAAAUCCUGAAGCCUGAUAUUACUGCACCUGGAGUUAGUGUGAUAGCCGCUUAUACCGAAGCUCGGGCCCCCACAGAUGAAGAGUUCGAUAAGCGCAGAAUCCCAUUUAAUGCGAUCUCAGGCACUUCGAUGUCUUGUCCUCAUGUGUCGGGGGUCGUGGGCCUUCUGAAGAUUCUCUAUCCCAGUUGGAGUCCUGCAGCAAUUCGAUCGGCGAUUAUGACCACCGCAACUCCCUUUGAUAAUGCCAUGGAACCGAUCCUAAACGCAUCCUCCUACAAGGCUACUCCGUUCAGCUAUGGCGCAGGACACAUGCAGCCGAACAAGGCCAUGGAUCCGGGCCUCGUCUACGACUUAGAAAUCGGUGAUUAUCUCAAGUUCCUCUGUGCUCUGGGGUACAACAAGACGCAGAUAUCUAGGUUUACUGACAGCCCCUACAAGUGCCCGAAGCGCACUAGUCUUCUGGACUUCAACUACCCUGCGAUCACUGUCCCCAAGCUCUCCAGGAGAGUCACAGUAACUCGAACUGUAAAGAAUGUGGGACCUCCAGGGACAUACAUGGCUCAGGUCAUGAGCCCAGAUGGAGUCUCGAUUUCGGUGAAGCCCAGCACAUUGAGGUUCGACAAGAUUGGAGAACACAGGACCUUCAGUGUGACCCUCAAGUCAAGAAAAGUUAAUGCUCCUAAGGGCUAUCUAUUUGGGGAGUUGGUUUGGUCAGAUAAGACUCGCUCUGUUAGGAGCCCUAUUGCGGUGAGGGCCAUGUAGAUUUGGCCUGGUGGUUUGAUCAUUUGAUCAAUUCUUGGAAGCUAAUUAGAGGUAUGGAAGCAUCAUUUCAAUGAAAAUAACCUCUCUGUUCUAUCA
This is a messenger RNA of Punica granatum (pomegranate), 2521 nucleotides long. The record is from RefSeq and is a predicted model, not a curated record. Lineage: Eukaryota; Viridiplantae; Streptophyta; Magnoliopsida; Myrtales; Lythraceae.